Spirometra erinaceieuropaei is the source of this 2306-nucleotide messenger RNA. The record is from the annotation of a GenBank genome assembly. NCBI's taxonomy places the organism in Eukaryota, Metazoa, Platyhelminthes, Cestoda, Diphyllobothriidea, Diphyllobothriidae.
AUGUCCGAAUAGUAGGUCUUUGGUUUAAAUCAUGUCCUCUCAGCAACUUGAUAAUGACUUAUCACCCGCCGGGCGUGUACGUUAUGCCAAUGUUUAAUCUGGACAACCGUAUGUUAAUAAAUAGAGCGUGAUUUGCAGGUUGGUAUGGCAUAGUUUCCGUCCGCAAGGGAUUCUACGCAGGGGGCAUCUUCUCUUUCGAACUUCACAUCCCAGGAGAUUUUCCCUCCGAAACACCCCCGGUAAUGACUUUAUCUGACUUGCUUUUGCCCUUUACGGAGUUCCGUUAACGGGUCUUCUCUAUAACCGCGGCGAAAAAUACGUUUCCAUAACUUUUCCUCACGCCACAGAUGCUCGGUUUACAGUUGUUAACAUAUUUUUACCUAAGUUUUCCAAGUUCUCGGUUUCUUUACUACUUAUUCGUCUUUAACAUGUUAAUGACAAAUAAAGGCUCCUAGCGAAUAUUUUCGAGUCAAGCCGAAGAGGUUUCUCAGAUUUAUUUAAGAAUCUUGCUGUGAAAGGGCCACCCUUGCAACCCGAUUAGUUUGUGCUUCGAAAAGCUGGCAUAAUUACUAGCAUUCAUUUUCGCCAACAAAUAUCCGCGUCUCCUAUGAAACAGUUUCAUCACCGGCCGAUGGGGUCAUAUAAACAAUUAAUCUGCCAAAGCUAAGACACAUACCAGGGCUGAUUAUGGAUUUGUUUCCACCGCUUUCUACAUGCACAAAUGACCGUGUUCCAUGCAGAACAUUAUCAAAUUGUAUUGACUAGAUGGGAGAAAUGAAUACUCUUUCCUUCACGUACUCGGUACUCUGUUGCACACAGAACAGGACUCCAGUCAGAAAGAGGAAUGCAUUUCAGUAAUUUCCAUGCUUCAAAUCCAAAUUAUUCAGUCACAAAACUUUCCAAGCUUCCAUGUAUAACGCAUACUACUCCUCGCGUUUUGGAUUUUUUGUAUAUUUUUACUGACAGUGUGGUUAUUUAAUAUUCUUUUGUCGUUUAGAAGAUCUACCUUCCCCAGGGCUUUUACCAUCCUCACGUAAACCCCAAAACAGGCGAGCUAGAUGCCUCGGUAGAAUUCUCUAAAUGGAACCCAGGUGUUUCUCGAAUCUAUCAUUUGCUUCACUAUCUGCGUUUGACUCUGAGCGAACCAUCCGUCGACAACCCUACUCAAUGUAAGGACUCGAAUGCGAACACUGAACAGUCAACCUGGUGCAAUUACGCAAAUCCCGAAGCAGCUUAUGUGUAGGUUAAUUCCCUUUGUGACCACAAACAUAUCAUGUUCGUUCCUCAUACUGAUCUGGAUAAUUUCGAUUUGGUUGUAGUUUCGUAACCAACCCUGACGACUUCGAAAAACGUGCCAAACGUUACGUUGCAAAUUAUUCCCUCUGGUCGACAUCUGGUCCAGAUACGAGUUCUAAUCCAAUUGAGUAAGACUCAGCGUAUGUUGUUUGUGUUCGCCUUAGUGUCUUUCUAUUCUUGACUCGGCACAUCGGCAGUUCACCUCUACUUGAAUCAUGAGGUUCCAGCCACUUGACUUAACCUCUAACAUUAAAAUGGUGUACAUCUCGUUUGUUUCAGUAUUUCUGGAUGGCAAGAUGACAGUCUCAUUAACAGAAUUCGGGAACAGGUUUCAUCCUCAUCGCAGGUUAGUUUUACAUCCAACAGAUACCCUUGACAAAUACACCUUAUGUUGACCGUAAUUUUCGAUGCUGUGAGAACAAUAGUAAAACGCACCUGGCGUCCUGUCUUAAACAAAAGGGAGGUCGGGGAACGCGAAAGGCAGAUUAUGUAAGUUGCGACCAUUCUGUCGUAUUUUCGAAAAAUCAGGUCCAGCGAUAUAUCAAGUCAACGAUGUUCGAAUCUGGGCUAUACCGGACAGAAGGCCAAUUUUUCAGCCUCGCUGGAAGGCACAUAACUUUGCAUGUUUAGUGUUGGCACGAUUGCCUGCCUACAUAUCUGCCUGUUUCACACGAAUUAGCCGAGACAAGGACGGUUCUAGAUUGCAGGUAAUUCAAGUAUGCAAAAGACAUGAGUCAGUCGUCGAUAACGUUGUGGACUUACGGUCUUUAAACUCACAUGUGGAAGUAUGAAUGCAUGGACGCAAAUGUCUGCCUUGCGAACAACACAUUUCCUUUAUGUGAAAUUUCGUUUUGUACACUACGCACCUGACUGUUUCUGUUUCUUCGUUGCAGCCAUUCAAGAGUUGUGCAUGCUGCAGUGAUGCGAGUUGUAGGGGCUACUCGUGGAUCGACCCGUGCAAAAUGACACUCUUUUCCACUGAUCGUCUUGUCGACGAGAAAACUGAUUAG